UCAGCUUCUGGGAGGUCACUGGUUCCCCAGGGGAGGAUUCAGCUGGGACUGGAAGGAAGCUCGGAGGCCAGAGGCAGGAGGGAGGACAUUCCCUGCAGGGAGACAGACAGCCUCAGGAGAGGCCCAGAAUCUGGCCAGGGAAGGUCCUGGCCAAGGAUCAGCCAGGAGGCCAGAGGUCAGAGGAGGAGGAGGAGGGAGGUGUGAGGGGAGAGGAAGGCCUGGAAGGUCAGCCUAUGCCAGGGGAGCCUGUGGUGGGAAUGGUCAGGUCCUUGCCAGGGACAGCCAGAGUCGGGCAGCUGGGGAGGCCCAGAGAGCUCCCCUGUGGCUUUUGUAUCCACUCCAGAGAGUGACCCCCCCACUGGGCUGCUGCUGAGCUCCCUGACCCAGAGGGAGUCUGAGGAGUUUGGGGGGAGCCCAGGAAGGGCCCCCACACAGAAAUGGGGCCUUUUUCUCAGAGAGGAGCUUCCUGUGUUCUUGAGCAGAGCCAGCAGCUGGCUACAUUCCUCCUGUUCUGUAGAGUUCCUCCCUGGUCUAGUCCUUCCCUGGUUGGACAGGCUGGAGAGAAGGGCUGAGUUCCUGGAAGGCCUGCGAGUUUCUGUGCCAAUAGGGUUAGGGAGGUCCUGAGGGAGACAUCCUGGCCUUGUCACAGAGGCAUCCGGCUCAGUGCAAACAAUGGGAUGCAGACAGGCUGGCGUGCUUCAUGUUCUCCUAAAAGUCAGCUUUCAGCAAUCUGUAUAAUAACACUCUGGGGCAAAUGUUCUUAUUCUUGUUAUUUCACAGUGGAGGAAACUGAGGCAAACAGAGGUUAAGGUUUUGUGCAGAAGUUUUUCUGUUUUUAGAAAUCAAACUUUUCUAUUUUUUAAAAAAUCGCCUCUAUUUAGAGUUCAGCUAAGCAUUUGUGUCCUUGAACUGUGAAGUUAAACACCUCUGAGGCACCCUCUCAUGCCUGUCAAUUUGGCCAUUGUGCCAGAGAAAUAUAAAGAUCAAUUCAGGGUUGUGUGAAAGCUGGGACACUCAUACAUUUUUGGUGGACUUGUUGUCCAUUGAUUGACCAUUUGAGGGCCAUUUGGAAGUUUGCCCUAAAGGCUUACAGACUGUGUAUACCUUUUGAUCUAAGCAUGUAUCCCAGAGAGAUCCCCAAGAAGGGGGCAGAACCUAUUUAUACAAAGAUAUUUAUAUAUCUGAUAUUUUUGUGUUAGCAGAGAAUUGGAAAUAAAGGGACAUUCAUUAUUUGGUGAAUGGCUGAACAAGCUGUCGUGUGUGUGAUUAUAGUGUUACCCAGUUGGAUAUGAGAAAUAACAGGCUGGAUCAUUUCAGAGAAACCUGGGAAGCCUUCCAUGAACUGAUGCAAAGUGUGAUCAGAAGCAGGAGAACAUUUUAUAGAAUAACAGCAAUAUCUUGUGGUCAGAAGCUGUGAAUGACUCAGCUAUUCUCAGCAAUUCAUGGCUGUAAGACAGUCCCAAAGGAUUCAUUAUGAGAAAAGCCAUCAGCUUCCAGAGAAAGAAGUGAUGGACUCUGAAUUCAGGUUAAAGAAUGUUUCCCUUUUUUCCUUACUUUCACUUUCUUUGGUUUGAGAUUUCUUCCAGAGAAUGAGUAAUGUGGAAACGUAUUUUACAUGAUUAAUCAGGUAAAGUCUAGAUCAGACUGGUUGCUCUCUCAGGGAGGGGGAAUGGAGGAAGGGAGACUAUUUGGAACUUAAUUUAAAAAAAAUGAAUGUUAGAAAUUGUUUUUCCCUGUAAUUGGGGAGAAAAUAAAAUAUUAUUCUACAUACAUCUCCCUGUAGCUGUGAGACGUGUAGGAGCUGUUUCUCUCCUACCUUUUUACAGUAUGAUCUUUAGUAUUAAGCUCACAUUUCCUUAAACCAUGCCUAGCAGAGUAUGGUGUAGGCUUAUGCUCUGAGCCUCAUUUCCUUCCAGGCUGCAUUUCAGGUUUCUUAGCAAUUUUUACAAAAUAAGGAAUUUUUUUCUCCCAAAUUGCUUGUUUGCCACUUGAAAGGAAUUAUUUUCUUUAGUCUGUUCCAUUGCUUUAUCUCCUUAUUAUCUUACCGAUACCCCAGGUUUAGGGUGACUGCUGACUUGUGAUCUGAUCUGAGCUCUGGUCGUGCUGGUCCCCAUUUAUUCUGUCUUCUUUUCAUCAUUUUCCUUGAUAUGGCCGAUCUUUUGGUUUUUCCCAAAUGAAUUUUGUUAUGAUUUUAUCCAGUCCUGUCAGAUACCCUCUUCCUCAUGGCAUGAGGGGCAAAAUUACAUUUUUCUUGGAUUAUGUUUUUGGAUUUGAUACUCUAAGAAUUCUGUUCAAUCUGAAGCCGCUUCUGUGAGGUUUCACUAGACAAACUGAUGUGGACUUGUGGAGCUCCCCGUCUCUGAGGAGGUGCAGAGGCUGACAUGGCUGCUGUUUCCAGAAAAUCUCUGUUCUCAGUAUUCCCAUAAAGCAUGGCCUCAGCAUUUCCUGUAGGGUGUGUGAAGAAGCUGGGACAAGCCGACCUCGUGCCAUCUCCUGAGCUGAUUCCCUCUUGGGCACGAAGGGAGGGCUUUGGGGCAGCGAGGGGUGAAUUGUGGAAACACUCUCCAAUCUUGUGGCUCAGAGCUCUGGAGGUGGCUCAGUUCUCUCCUGUUCAGUUGUGUACUUCGGUCCAGAUUCUGGAUGGAGAGGAAAGUUUCUUUAAUGGGGAGAAUUGGGAGAAAGCUGUCUUACAUCAUUUGAACAUCUUCCUGCCUAACUGGGAAACUGGACCUCCUGUUCCUGCUGUUUAGAGACCCUCAGCUAAGGCCCGAGCUUAGGCUGACCAGAAACACAGUCAGACCCUGAUGGAACUUUUCUCCUUAUGGUACAUCUCAGGCAUUCAGUGAGUCUCAUCUGCAAAUGUAUAAAUGGAGAUUUUGAACCCUAGACUUCAAUCCCCAGAAGUUCUUGGUAUUUCCCAGAAUUCCCAAUAAUCUCUCCUGAGUCUCCAUGUUGGCGAGAUCAAAAUUGGUAUUUAACUGGCAGUAACUCCUCCCAUGCUCUCUUCUCUUCCUUUUGCAAUGAUGUAGCAUGUAUAGUGGUAAGCUAAGUGCAUGGAUUUUAAAUGGGCUAAUCAGCCAUUGUCACGUGGUUUUUAUUUUGUAUCUUCUUUAUUCCUUGACUUAAUAAUCCUUAAUAAACCUCAUAAAAUAUAAUAUUUUUAUUAUUAGAUAUAUGAUUUUAAAUUUUACACAAACUGGGUCCAUAUUGACCAAUUAGUUAUUGCUUCUUUGUUCUGUUGAUUGCUUACAGAUGUUGGGGAGGAGUGGGACCCCUUUUCAGGGAGCUUCCUCUGUCCCUCUUCCCUAUCCCGACUUGGCAAAUACAUAAUCUUUUCUCCAAUUAGGAAGCAGAUGACCCACGUUGGAUUGUUUCCGUUGUAUUCAUUGGUCUUAUUUAAUUCAUUUCUUUUAAGGUAGAUCAGUCUCUUUUCCCCCUGAUUUUGAGGUCCAGCCCUAAGCCCAGGAAUGGACCUGGUCCUUAUUGGUUAGGCAGUGGUCAUAUAUUGCUUUAAUAAACUGAUGUGCUCAGAAGAGCAGAGCUUUGAUUCCUCAGGCAUUUCAUCUUCACUUGUCUCAGUUGACGUCUUUAUUUUCUUCUACAUUUGCCUGGAAAUCUGGUCCCUGGGUCAAAGCUGUCCCAGUUCUCCAAGUGCCACACUGGACCCCCACCCCCCACCCCUACGACAAGUUGCAGCCUCCCCCUACCUACUCAGGACAAGUAGACUGCAGGCACCAAGUCUCUCUGGCCUCAGGGAGGUGGUGACGUUCAAGGAUGUGGCUGUGGACUUCACCCAGGAGGAGUGGCGCCUCUUGUCCCCUGGUGAGAAGGAGCUGUACAAGGAGGUGAUGCUGGAGAAUGCCUGGAACCUGCUCUCUGUGGGGCUUCCUGUUCCCCCGGAAGAUGUGAUUUCUUAUUUGGAACAGAGGGAAGCCUCAUGGAUGCAGGAGCAAGAAGGCCUGAAGAGUUUCUGCCCAGAGGGCGAGAACAGACACGAAAUCAAGGCGAAUCCCACAUUGGUGAGCCUUCCUGUGGACGAAAUGGACCUAAAAAGUUUCAUGUGUGAUGUUCCUGGCAAUGUUGCUUUCAGAGAAUUCUGUGUUACACCUAAAAAUUCAUCUCAUAUUGAACAUAAAAGAAUUCACACUGAGGAAAAAUUUAGUGAAAGUAAUCAGAGUAGAAAGACUUUUAUGCAAAGGGAUAGUCUUGCUGGACAGCAGAGAAUCCAAUCUAGUGAGAGAGCAUAUGAAUGCAAGAAAUGUAGAAAGACAUUCAGUCGGAGCUUCUCUCUUGCUGUGCAUCAGAGAAUUCAUACUGGUGAGAAACCUUAUGAAUGCAAUCAAUGUGGAAAGACAUUCAGUCAGAAAUCCCAUCUUGCUUUACAUCACAGAAUCCACACUGGGGAGAAACCCUAUGAAUGCAGGCAAUGUGGAAAGGCAUUCAGUCGAAAAUCCCAUCUUGCUAUACACCACAGAGUACACACUGGGGAGAAACCUUAUGAAUGCAAGCAAUGUGGAAAGACAUUCAGACAGAGCUUUGAACUUGCUGUACAUCAGAGGGUUCACACUGGGGAGAAACCUUAUGAAUGCAAGCAAUGUGGUAAGACUUUCAGUCAAAGCUCCUCUCUUGCUGUACAUCAAAGAAUCCACAUGGGGAGAAAUUCUUAUGAAUGCAAGCAAUGUGGAAACACAUUCAGACAGAGCUUUGAACUUGCUAUACAUCAGAGAGUUCACACUGGGGAGAAACCUUAUGAAUGCAAGCAAUGUGGAAAGGCAUUCAGUCGAGGAUCCCAUCUUGCUAUACAUCAGAGAGUCCACACUGGGGAGAAACCUUAUGAAUGCAAGCAAUGUGGAAAGACUUUUAGGCAGAGCUCCACUUUUGCUGUACAUCAGAGAGUCCACACUGGGGAGAAACCAUAUGAAUGCAAGCAUUGUGGAAAGGCAUUCACCCGUAACCAUAAUCUCGCUGUACAUCAAAGAGUCCACACUGGCAGGAAACCUUAUGAAUUAAAGCAAUGUGGAAAGAAAUUCACAUAAAACUUUGAGGUUUAUGUAUGUCAGAAUCCACAUGGGGGAACAAACCUUAUACAUGCAAGAAAUGUGGAAAGACAUUCAGUCAGAGCUCUCAUCUUGCUCGUCAUCAGAGCAUUCACACUGGUGAAUACAAGGGUUAUGAUGAAAUGAGCAGGGGAUCAACUGCAAAGUAAGAAGCAGUAAGGUUACAGAAUUCUGGAGAAGUGAUAGCACUGUUUUUCUUUUAACAGACAGUUAAGCAGGAGAUUGAGUUUGUCUAGUGUUUUAGGGUGGAACUGGUGAACUAGCUGUUCUCUCUCCUGUGGCUUUCCUUGUGAUCCAUCUUAACAAUUUUAUGUUCCUGUGUAUCUUAUUUAUGGUGACUAAGACAUUCCUACAGAGUUGCUUGAGACCCCUAAAGACAUGAUUCAGUGAGACCUUCCCUUUGAGCCGUGUUCCCGCUUACCUUCCAACCUUACUACCUCUAUCACCAUUUAAGGGGGAAUAUGGGUUACUAAAGUGCAUUUCAUUAUAGGUACUGGGACUCUUAGUUAGAGAGGUAACUGACAGUGCAGAUAGCAUCUCUCUGAAGCUACCAACUAAAUUUGGUGGGAGGGUUAUUUAUAUUCUUUAGAUAAAUCAUCCCAAUUUCCUUCCCUUCCUUUCCUUUUCUUAAAUAAACCCUGUUUAUUUAUUCAGGUUGUGUCUGUGAGAUUUAAAAUGGUUGAGGUCUUAAACUGUAGUGAUUAAAAAUAGUGGACGAUAUAAAUUGUGAUAGAUAUAAGAGAGGGUGAGUAAAUUUUACCGCAGAAAUAUGUUUCACUACAGUUUCUUGGGUUUUAAAAUCAAAUAUAAGGCGGUCGCCAGGGAAACAUUCCCAAUUAUUCAAAUACCCAAGUCAAUUGGGUUUUCUAGAGAUUUUAAUUAACAAUACAAUGAGUAAUCAAAGAAAGAGAGAGAGUAAGAAAGGAAUAAGUAUGAAGGGCCUCAAGCCAAUAUGGCCUAGACCUGAGUCUAAGAGAGAAAUCAGUCAGUUUUUUAACACUCACCACAAGGUCUUACUAAACAAGGAUUCUAGUGACACCAGGCCAGCAUCCUUCCUCAAAGAAUCUUCCAGCCAGAGAUUGCUUCAAAGGGCCUCUCUCAAGAGCCUCCAGAGCUCCUACCCCAGGGGGACAGAGUCCCUCAGAGGAGCUCCUCAAGGAACUCUCCUUCAGAAUCAGAGUCAGAAAUCGAGAUCCCUGAAUGAGAUCCAAGCUCUUAUUUUUAAGGGCAAAAUCUCCUCUGUCACCUCCCCUAAGUCCUUACAUCUACCAUUCACUGUAGAUGUUUCUAAAGGACCGCCCAUUUUGAAUUCACAGCUGAGUAGUUUUAAUCUCUUUAGUAAGUCAGGAAAAAAUGCUGCUGUGUCGACAAAUUUCAUUAGAAAAAACCUCUGAAUAAGUUAUCACCCUUUUAGGUUUAAGUAGUUUACAAGUUUCCCCACCUUUAUAGGUACUUAGUAUCCCAUUGUAUCAAUUCUAAAACAGUCAUGACUCAAAGAACUUCCUGUCCCUUCCAUAAGCAUGGAUCAAAGUACUUUCAUUGUUUAGCAAACAGUUUUCUGUCCUAAGGCAGUCUUAAGUAGGGUGGAGCAGGGACACUCCCAUAGCUAGGAGCUCCCACACUCAAGUAGAGUUCUCACCAUCUGCUAGGGAAUUUUUUUAAGUAGAAGAUUCCCCAAUGGGGGAAACCCCUAACAUUCAUAAGUCUGAGAAAUUUUGAGGUUUACAGCCUGAAUAUGUAGAUGUCCAAAUAGCAUCUCAAAAGGUGAGAUGUGCAAAUCACCUCUCAGUCUGCUUCUGAGAUAAAAUAUGGCCAGAGGUAUAGUUUGUGGCCAUUUUAAAUAAAUCUCUAUGCACAAUUUGCCAACCAUAGUUUUAAGUUCUUUAUUUAUUCUUUCAACUUGACUGUAGCUCUGGGGAUGUUGUAUGAAAUUUAGGAGUUAUCCCUAAAUGUAAAUUAAUUUGUAAUAAGACUGAAUUGGCUAAAUGAGUUCCUCUAUCCGAUUUAAUGUGUGCUGGGCAGAGAAAACGGGUAAUAAUUUCUUUUAAAAAGACUUUGGCAACAAAAGCAGAUAUGGCCUGAGCAGUAAGGAAUGCUUCAGUCCACCUGGUCAGCUGAUCAACUAUGACCCAAAAAGAUUUAUAUUGUCUAGCUUUUGGCAUAGAGAUAAAAAUCAAUUUGGUCAUAUUCAAAUGGUGUGUAAGUGAGAGGACAUCCACUAAAGGUUUUGCCAUGAAAGGUAUGUUGAUUAAAGGCCUGGCAGGUAGGGCAGGCUGUACAUACUUUAGAGGCUAUAGUAGUUAUACCAGGGGCUAUCCAUCCUCUUCCUCCAUGAAGCCCUUGGUGCCAAAGUGACCAUUUUUAUUAAUAGAUUGACAAACAUGUUGAUGAAAACUUCUAGGGAGCAGGGGUUUUCCUUUAGAUGACACCUAUACUCCAUUAAUCUUUUUUACUUUUAGUUUUUGCUUCCAUUUCCCCACUUCCUUGUCAUUAUAGGAAAGAGGUAGAUCCAAAUCAUCAGUAAUUGUUAGUGACAAAAUUAAUACAAGUCCUUCUAAGACUCUUAGUUUUGUUGCUUUAUCUGCUUGGUUAUUUCUCCUGGAGACAGGGUCAGUGCCACCUCUAUGUGCAGAGCAGUGAAUGACAGAAAGAAGUUAAGUAAUAAGGUUUGAGUUGGCAAUACAUUUUCCAGCUGAUGUUAAGAAUCCCCUCUGGAGCAUGCCAACAGCGUGACAUAUGCCAAAUGUGUAAUAGGAGUCCGUAAAUUGUGACUCUUUUAUCAUUUGAAAUGAUACAGGUAUGUUUCAAAUCUGUGAGUUAUGCACCUUGUGAGUGUACAUUUAAGGGUAAGGAAGCUGACCAGAGAGUAUCAAAUUCGAUAGCUACUGCCGUUUCUGUAUAAUGCACACCAUUUCUCAUAAAUGAAGAACCAUCUAUAAAUAAUAUUAAAUCCAAAUCAUCCAAUGGGGUGUCCAGUAAAACAUUCCGAGAUUUAUCAGCAAUGGACACAAAGGAUGUACAAUUGUGUAAAGGUUUUCCCUGGAAGUUGGCAAAUUGGGGAGCAAGGUUGCAGGAUUAAGGACUCCACAGAGUUUUAUUGUAAUUUGUUCAUUGUUUUGUAGGGUUAUCUCAGAUCUAGUAAUCUUCAUCAGUAAAUGCCUGUGUCCUAUGUAUUAAUAACAAAGCUUUGACCUUGUGUGAGCACAUUAUGGUCAGUGGGUAUCCCAAUACUAGAUCAGCUGAUAAUAAUAAAGCCAUGUCAGCUACUCCUCUAAGGUAUGGUGGUGCUCUGGCAGCUACUGGAUCCAACUUGGAUGAAUAAUAGGCUACUGGAAAUUGAGCAGGUCCCAAAAGUUGAGUUAGAACACCUGAAGCUACCCCUCUCUGUUCAUGUACAUAUAGGGUAAAUGGUUUAUCAUAAUUUGGGUUGCCUAGAGCAAGAUCAGACCGGAUAGCAUGUUUUAAAUUUGAAAGAGCUGUUAGGUGUUCCAUUUCUAAUUUAAGUGGUUCAGGGACCGAGUUUUUUGUGAUAUGAGGGCCUUAAUGAUUUCCCCAUAGCAAGAGAUCCACUGUUAUAGUCCCAUUCAGAAUCCUGUGAUGGCCUGUGUCCUGCAUUGUGCCCCCAGACUUCAUUGAUAUGAGAAAUUAUUUUCCAUUUCUCACGUUCCUGGAGUAGGUUUUCAACAUCUUUGUAAGACAGAUUAUACUGAAAAAAUGUCAGCCAUCUUUCUCAUUACCACAAAGGGAUCUUCUUCACAAGUGGGAACAUUGCAUGUCGAUUCAUUUAUGUCUUGUGGAGUAAAAGGUGUAUGGUGUCUUAGGGUUACCACAUCCCCAUUGUGUCCUAUUUUGGGCAUUUCCCUUAAGGGGAACAGGGAUUUAUUUGACUUGGGUAAGGGUGAGUCAGCCUGGGGAGGAACAUUUUUUAGAAGGAUGAGAUUUCAUCAGGGCUAGAAUUGGUUGUGGGGUGCGAGAUGGAAUAGGAGAGGAUGAGUCAUUAGGAGAAGGAUUAGGGGAGGUAAGGUCAGCCAAGAGUUUCAAAGCGUGAGAGAGGUAGUUCUGCAGCUGAGAUAUAGGAAAGGCAUCUUCCAUCUUUAUUUCAGGGAAAAUAGUAUUUUACUAUCUUAGUGGUUCAGGAACAGGCUUGUAAAAAUCAGACAUGUUUUGGAUGGGGUCAGUAUUUGCCAUUGACCAUGUAAGAAGUAUUUGAAAUUGUCCAAUUGAAUUUGUGUGUCUGCCUGCAUUUCGGCUUUAAUUUUUCAUAUGGUAGCAUUUUUUGUCCCAAUAUUUGGGAAUAGAAAAAUAAAAAUACCCAAGAACAUAAAGAAUAGAAGGCAUUCUGAAACCUUUAAGGUUCCUAAUUGUGCAAAAGCCAUAAGAGUUUCAUGUAGAAUAGCAUUCAUUUAUUAUGUAUUUCUAUAUAGAUAUAGAUAUACACACACAUAUAUAUUAUUUUUUAAAUUUCUUAUAAUUCUCAUUUUAGUCAGUAGAUAGCACUUCUCACUAGGGGUUAAAGUCAGGGUAUGAAAAUAAAAGGUAUGGGUGUGGUCCUCUUAAGGAUGUCACACCUUGAUUUGAUUAACUUCUUGGUUGGAGGGUGGGAGAGGAAGCCUAUUGUUGGAGGCCACCUAUAGGAGGGGCAAUUGGAAGCAACUGAAUUCUCCCUCAGGUAAAAACAUUAGAAUCAUGUGUUUCUACCAUGUGCUUCCAGGAAACAGGUUCUGGGUCACUUUUUUGUAUGGCCUGGUGCAAAAAAGGUUUUUAUAAAUUAUUUUUACCUUAUUUGGGAUGUAAAAGCCUCUUAGGGUAAAAAGGACCAGUUGUUGUUGUUGUUAUUUUAAUGCUGCUCUUCCUGAUUUAUCUCCCCAGGUUUUACUUCUCACUUAAGUUAACUCUAGAAACAUGGGGGAGGGGGUGUGGAAAAAAGAAAGCAGAUUCUCAGGAGCAAAAAAGGCUAAAACUUUGUUAAUUUUAAAUUAAUAGUCACUCUAAUAAAAAAAAUGAACUGAA
This is a messenger RNA of Monodelphis domestica (gray short-tailed opossum), 10067 nucleotides long. The record is from RefSeq and is a predicted model, not a curated record. Lineage: Eukaryota; Metazoa; Chordata; Mammalia; Didelphimorphia; Didelphidae.